Messenger RNA from Lontra canadensis (Northern American river otter), 5343 nucleotides. It is a transcript of the gene PLEKHG2, whose product is annotated as pleckstrin homology and RhoGEF domain containing G2. Lineage: Eukaryota; Metazoa; Chordata; Mammalia; Carnivora; Mustelidae. Gene Ontology annotation, molecular function: guanyl-nucleotide exchange factor activity. The record is from RefSeq and is a predicted model, not a curated record.
GAGGGGGAGGGGAAGGCCCCGGCGACCGCCCCCCGCCUCACAGCUGGGACCGGACUCUCCCGCCACAGAUGUCGCACCGCCGCCGCCUAAACCCGGCGGUACUCAUCCCAGAGCCUUGAGGGGUCCAAAGUCGUGGACUCCGGAGUAGGGAGUCUGCACCGCACCCUGAGAGACCCCAAAGCGCAGGCUAAAGAAACCCAAAUAUCCAGGUGCCCAGCGCCCUCUCCUGGAGGAGCCGGGAGUCCGGGACAUCACUCCGCGCGAUCCUGGAGGCCUAGCUUCCUGCACCCCGGUUUAAAGAAGUUAGGAUCCCAGACCGGUGAUUACCCCCAAGGGUUCCCAGAUAUUCGAGCCCAGAUAUCCGAACUUGGCAUACGGACUCCUGGCGCCCCAGCCAGUUUGUUUGGGGCUGAAACGCCCACUUCAAGGGGACCCAGGAAUUUGGGACUCCCCUGCACUCCCGCCUGGAGAUGGUUUAAUAUCUGCUCCAAGAGUUAGGGGAACUCAGGAAUCCGGUCGCCCCACGGCCCUAUCUAGAAGACUCAGGAAUUUGGGUCUCCAGCGCCCCAUCUGAGACCCAAGUGUCGGGACUUCCAGCAUCCCUCAUUUAGAGGACCAAGAAAUUCGGACUGCUACAUCCCUUUUUCCGAGAGACCCCGGAUUGUGGUUCACGGAGCCUGAGAACCCGAAGUUCAAGCCCCUGACUUGCAGAGACCUAGGAGUCCGGCCUUGCGCCUCCCCGAGGACCGUACUAGGGUCGAAUAAGAAUCGAGCAACCUCGGUUCUGGGCUGGAGACUCCCUGGGAGCAGCCGCUGAGCCACUCAGCCAUGCCGGAGGGAGCCCGUGGACCAAGCCUGUCCAAACCCAGCCCUAGCCUUGGCCGUGGCCCCACAGGUGAAGUGUGUGACUGCACAGCUGUGUGUGAGAGCCAGACAGCGGGCCCUGCAACCCCUGCCAUGGCCUCCCCCCGAGGUUCUGGGAGCUCCACAUCCCUGAGCACGGUGGGCUCUGAGGGGGACCCGGCUCCAGGGCCCACCCCAGUCUGCUCAGUGUCCAGGCCAGAGCCCCUUCCAGGGCCCCCCAUCCGCCUGCAUCUGUCACCCGUGGGAACCCCGGGUUCAGCCAAACCCUCGAGGCUGGAGCGAGUGGUGCGAGAGAUCGUGGAGACAGAGCGGGCCUACGUCCGGGACCUUCGUAGCAUCGUGGAGGACUACCUGGCCCCUCUGCUGGAUGGUGGGGUCCUAGGGCUGAGCGCGGAGCAGGUGGGCAUGCUAUUUGCCAACAUCGAGGACAUCUACGAGUUCAGCAGUGAGCUCCUGGAGGACCUGGAGGGCAGCAGCAGCGCGGGGGGCAUUGCUGAGUGCUUUGUGCAGAGGAGUGAGGAUUUUGACAUCUACACGUUGUACUGCAUGAACUACCCGAGCUCCCUAGCCCUGCUCCGGGAGCUGUCGCUGUCCCCACCCGCAGCCCUGUGGUUGCAGGAGCGCCAGGCCCAGCUCCGCCACUCACUGCCUCUGCAGAGCUUCCUGCUGAAACCUGUUCAGCGGAUCCUCAAGUACCAUCUGUUGCUGCAGGAGCUAGGCAAGCACUGGGCGGAGGGCCCAGGCGCCGGGGGCCGUGAGAUGGUGGAAGAGGCCAUCGUGUCCAUGACCGCGGUCGCCUGGUACAUCAAUGACAUGAAACGGAAGCAGGAGCAUGCGGCGCGCCUCCAGGAAGUGCAACGGCGGCUGGGCGGCUGGACUGGCCCGGAGCUCAGCGCUUUCGGGGAGCUGGUGCUGGAGGGCGCAUUCCGAGGUGGCGGAGGGGGUGGCCCCCGACUUCGAGGGGGCGAGCGGUUGCUUUUUCUAUUCUCACGGAUGCUGCUCGUGGCCAAGCGCCGGGGCCCGGAGUACACCUACAAGGGCCAUAUCUUCUGCUGCAACCUGAGUGUGAGCGAGAGUCCUCGAGACCCUCUAGGGUUCAAGGUGUCCGAUCUGACCAUUCCCAAACACAGGCACCUUCUCCAGGCCAAGAACCAAGAAGAGAAGAGGCUGUGGAUUCACUGUCUCCAGCGUCUCUUCUUUGAGAACCACCCUGCCUCCAUCCCUGCCAAGGCCAAACAAGUUCUCCUUGAAAACAGCCUGCACUGUGCUCCUAAAAGUAAGCCUAUCCCAGAGCCCCUGACACCCCCACUUGGGUCUCCCCGACCUCGAGAUGCUAGAAGUUUCACCCCUGGACGAAGGAACACAGCUCCAUCUCCAGGACCCUCCGCUACCCGCCGUGGCCGCAGACAGUCUGAGCCAGUAAAGGAGCCGUACGUUAUGUUUCCACCAAACGCUAAGCCUAGACUCAAGCAUGCUGGCAGUGAGGGGGAGCUCUACCCCCCCUUAGAGCCUCAGCCACCAGUUCCAACUUCCGGACCCCCUGAGGACCUGGAGGACACUGGACCCCCCACGCUGGAGCCCUCUGGGACCUCCAUCACUGAAGAGAUUCUGGAACUAUUGAACCAAAGAGGCCUCCGGGAUCCAGGGUGCCCACUGCCGCCAUCCCCCCACGACAUUCCCAAGUUUCCUGGAGAUUCCCAGGUGCCAGGCGACAGUGAAACCCUCACAUUCCAAGCCCUGCCCGGCCGGGACUCUUCAGAAGAGGAGGAGGAGGAGGAGCUAGAGAUGGACGAACGGGGGCCUUCCCCGCUCCACGUCCUGGAAGGGCUUGAAAGUUCCAGCGUGGCUGAAACUCCCGACGUUUCCGGCCUUAGCAAAAGCCCAGACGCACCCGGCCUCCCUGAAAUUCCCGGCCUGUCUGAAAUUCCCAAGAUUCCCCACCUUCCCAGCCUCUCUGACAUUUCCAGUGUUUUUGAAAUGCCCCACCUUCCAGCCAUACCUAAGGUCCCGGACAUUCCUAGUCUCGCCAGCGCUCCCGCCCUUCCCUGUGACUCAUGGCUCCAGGGACCUCUGCAAGGGCCCGAUGAGGCUGUAGCCACCAGGAGAGAACUGUUCCCCGGAGGCAACUCAGCAAAACUGGGGGAACCCUCCUCAGGUGGCAGGGCAGGGCAGGAGGAGCCCGAAGAAGGGGAACCGUUCCCAGACUUCCAGCCCCAGGAUGUCCCCCGAGAUCAGGGAUUCCCAGAUGAGCUGGAAUUCCGCUCUUGUUCAGAAAUCCGCAGCGCCUGGCGGGCCCUGGAGCAGGGGCAGCUGGCCCGGCCAGGUUUCCCGGAGCCACUGCUAAUCCUGGAAGAUUCGGAUCUGGGCGGAGGCAGCGGGAGCGGGAAGACAGGAGCCCCGAGUUCGGAGAGGGCAGCUUCCCGGGUGCGAGAGUUAGCCCGGCUCUACAGCGAGCGGAUCCAGCAGAUGCAGCGGGCCGAGACCCGGGCAUCGGCCAACGCCCCCCGCCGCCGGCCUCGUGCUCUGGCCCAGCCCCAGUUGUCCCCCUGCCUGCCCCAAGAGCAUGCUGAGCCAGGGCCUCUGCCUGCCUUUGGACACGUGAUGGUGUGUGAGCUGGCCUUCCCGCUGACCUGUGCCCAGGAGUCUGUCCCUCUGGGUCCUGCCACUCGGGUUCAAGCUGCUACACCUUUGUCUAAGCAGGGAGGCUGCCUGGUUGGCCGGGGUCUCUGUGUUUCCAGUUUGCCUGAGCAAGACCAUCUUGGCAUCCAGGUACCAGCUGCUAGCCGUCUGCCUGAGCAAGGAGGCCCCCAGAACACACACAGCACGGCUGCAGCCACCACAGCCUUGCCCCCGCAGGAAGACCCCCCAGAUGUGCAGGUCCCAGCUACAGCUCUGCCUGACCCAGGAGGCCACCUGGAAGUCCAGCGUCCAGCUACCACUCCUCUGCCUCAGCAUAGAGGCCAUAUGGACACCCAAGUUCCAACCAGCCUGGCCCUGCCUGGGCAAAGAUGCUGUUCUGAUGUCACAGUUUUAGCCACUGCCACUGUGCCCAAGCAAGAAGGUCCUCUAUGUAGCCAGAGCCCGAGCAAUACCCCGUUAACCAGACAAGGAGGUCCCAGGGAUGUUCCAUUUCCGGCUGGUGCUGGCAACCAAGCUGUCAACGCUUCGCUUAUGCAUGGAAGCAGCCUGGACCGUCCGAUCCCAGGCAACGCUGCACUGCCCUCUCAACAUGACCUCCCAGACAUUCCGGUUCUGGGUGCUUCACCUCUAGCUGCCUGGGAAGGCCCCCUGAGCCAUGAGAUCCCAGCCAGCGCUGCGCCGUCUUUGCCCCGAGACCCCUCAGACAUUCAGCUUCUGGGCACCUCAUCCUUGCCUGCACACGAACGCUGCCUAGACCAUCAGCUCCCAGCCAGCACCGCACUGUCUUUGACCCAGAACUUGAAUGUUCCUGCUGCUGCACCUCUGCCCCAGCGACCAGGCCUCCCGGACACCCAAGUCCAGGCCCUCCCACCUCUGCCCAAGCAGGGAGGCCUCCCAGACACCCAGGGUCCAUCUGCUGCACCUUUGCUUCAGGAACAAAGCUUCACAGACCUUCAGAUCCAAAAACGUUCACCAUUGUUGGAGCAGAGGAGCCUCCCCGACGUCCGUGGUCCGGCCCCGACACUCCUGCCUGAGCAGAGAGGCUCUCAGGACUCUCAGGGCCUGUUUUCCACCCCGCCUCAGACCACCAUGGUUCUGUCCAAACCAGGACACUACUUGGCCUCUCCUGUCACCAGGUCAGAGUCUUCAGAAUUGACCCCGCCCCAUAGCCCCCCUCCUCCGACCCGGCAGCUCCUGGGCCCCAACGCAGCUGCCCUCUCAAGGUACCUGGCAGCCUCAUACAUCAGCCAGAGCCUGGCUCGGCGGCAAGGGUCUGGGGGAGAAGCCCUCUCGGCCUCCUGGGGUCCCUGGUCCUCCUCUGCCCCCGCAUCGCGGGCCCCUUCACCCCCACCCCAGCCCCAGCCCCCGCCACCCCCAGCCCGGAGGCUCAGCUAUGCCACCACAGUCAACAUCCAGGUUGGGGGCGGCGGGCGGCUCCGGCCAGCCAAGGCCCAGGUCAGGUUGAACCACCCUGCUCUCUUGGCCCCUGCCCAGGAAUCUGUGGGCGUUCGCAGGGCCCAGGGAGCUCCUGAUGCCCCUUUCCACAUGUGAGCCCAGAUAUCGGGCUUCUUGAAAAGCAAGGACUUCAGCCGGAUGCCACAGACCCUCAGAACUUCAUCCAGAAGUCCAGACACUGAGCACAGGUCUAGAAAUUGCUGCAGCUUUCCAACUCCUGGGAGCUGCUUUGGCGAAUGGUCCUUUUUACUUACCUUGACUAACUCAGCAGGGAUGGGGAAGGGGAUGUCAUUAAUAUUUUGUUAAUAUUAUGAAGUUAUGUAUAUUUUCCCAUUCUGGAGGCAGUGGGCGGAUGGCCAGACAAUGAAUGCGAAGGUCUGACAC